Molecule: messenger RNA, 3561 nt
Organism: Botrytis fragariae
Lineage: Eukaryota; Fungi; Ascomycota; Leotiomycetes; Helotiales; Sclerotiniaceae
Exons: 10
Coding region: 1-3561 (1186 amino acids)
Source: RefSeq, a predicted model, not a curated record
AUGGCUUCCACCAGAGACAGUGGAGAUAACAGUCAAUCAUCUCCUCCAUCAUCCCCUCCUCCUCCUCAUGUAAUCUUCUCUACUCCAUCCUUCACUCCCAGAUUUGGUCGAAGGGAGUCAAUCACAGCAGCAGAUGAUGGAUCACACUUUCGUCGAAGGCUUCACAGGCCUGUCGUGAAUAUUAAAUCGCAUGCUAAUGAUAGACACAUUCGAGUACAAGAACCAGAAGGAAGUCAAGCAAAAUCGCCCGCUGCGAGUAUAUACAUGGGAUCAUAUACUCCACGACGGUCAAGAUCUCUGGCUGGUUCAAGACCUGGUUCUAUCAAAAGUCCUCCAACAUCAAAUCCAGCUUCUCCUAGAAGCAGUUUCAGUUUCAGUCAUAGUCACAUGAGUCACUUGUCGGAUCUUUUACAAGAUUAUAAUUUAGAUCUCGAAACAUAUGGCGUUGAAGAAUUGAGAGAUGGAUUUUUCGAUGCUGCCUUCUUUAAGCCACCGAAAAUAAGUCAUGAAGAGCUCAUGAAAGAUGCAGAGUUCACAUUACCAGCGGGGUUCAAGAAACAUCAUCCAUUGUCAUUAAAGCGUUUCUUUCCGAGACAAUGGCAUGGAAUCAAGGAAAUUUCCAAACAAUUGGUGACUACACGAGCUGGUAUCAAGCUCAUCAAAUCGUUCCUACCUUUCUUUAUUUCUUAUAUUUUGUGUUUGGUCCCCGUUAUCAGAAAUUGGCUCGGUCGUUACAAUUACAUUAUGGUCAUAUCGACGAUUAUCAACCAUUCAGGUCGAAGUGUUGGCGCUCAGAUUGAUGGAACGAUACUAACGAUUGUUGGAACUGCGGGAGGAUUAGGGUGGGGGGCUUUUGCGCUGUGGCUGUCAGAUUCUACGGCUGUUGCCAGAAGAGGAUAUGGAGGAAUUCUGGCCGCUUUCCUUCUUGUUUUCAUGGGCAUGAUCGCGGCACUCCGUUCGUAUUACAUAAGAUUGUACCAACUGGUACUAUGUGCUGGGAUGGCGGUUCUAUUUACCUGUCUUGCAGAUACCUCUGAGACCAUUGCUUGGAGGGUGCUCUUUGAAUAUGGCAUACCAUGGUUGCUUGGUCAAGCUAUUGCUCUCAUAGUGUGUUGUGUUGUGGUUCCUGACGCUGGCGCAAGAUCAUUGGCUGUGAGCUUACACAAUGCCUUUGACAUUAUGCAGAAAGGACUCCAACUCCCUCAAUCAGAGCCAGUCACUGUCCAUAGACAGCUGGCAUUUACUUUCGUCAACCUUUCACAGGCGUACAGAGAUUUGGUUCUUGAUAUAUCUGUCACCCGCUUCAAGCCCUCGGACGUUGAGAUAUUGCGAAAUUUAAUGCAAGCAGUGAUAAGAUCUUUCUUGUCUCUCCGAAUGGAAUCGCAUUUAUUCGAUGACUCUGAUAAGGAAGAAGAUUCCGACAUAGCUCUAUCCCCAGAUGCAUCAGCACUCAGUAUUCGACGGUUUCAUUCUGCUUCCGUGAUCAAUAUUGAUGGUCCACGACGUCCAAAGCUACAGAGAUCAGAUACUGAGGACCGAGCAGUGGAGUUGGUGGCCAGCAAACUUGCAGAACCUACAUCGAAUUUAUUGUCAUGUUUGAAGAUGGCAUUACAAAGAUGCGAUGCUGUGUUAAUGGACAUGUCUGGACAUAGAGUAUUUCUCGGCCCUCCUAAGGAUGUUUCUUCUGACAUUGUGGGCGCGAUUACGAGUAUCAGAAAGGCUAAGAUCAAAUACGACGAAGAAGAAGAGCAGCUUCUCCAGAACCCAAAUUUGCCUCCAACAUAUUCUGACCAUCCUGAAGUUGUCGAAAUAUUCUUAUUUGUCCAUCCUAUCAGACAAGCCGCAAAUACUGCUGAAGCUCUUCUCGUUAAAGUGAACGAAAUGCAGCAGAGACGCCCUGGUUGGCGAAUCUACCUGCCAUCUUAUCCAUUUGGCAAAGCUCUCCAACGUACAAAUGGACAAGUUCGACAUGACAGAGGGGGUGUAACAGCAGGUUUCUUUUUCCGAAGUCAAAGAGAACUUGCCAAGACAAUGAAAGGAAUGGCAAAUGUCUAUAAACCUACUCCACGGAAAGAAAGGGCCACAGAAGAAGAGGAAAAUUAUGACGACCUUGAGCCCACCGAUACUAGAGGGGCAUAUGCCGAAGAGGAAGAAAUAGCCAUGGACAAGAACUCACAAGCUUCCAGACAAAAGCGCUUAAGAUACAGAACUUGGAAAGUCCUUCAUCGUUUACAAGGCUUCGAGACUAGAUUUGCGUUCAAAGUUGCGAUAGUGACUUCUCUCUUAUCUGUUCCAGCGUGGUUAAGUCAGAGUAGAAGUUGGUGGAACAAAUAUGAAAGUUGGUGGGCAGUUGUAAUGGUUUGGAUAAUGAUGCAUCCAAGAGUUGGUGGAAAUCUCCAAGAUUUAAUAACCCGAGCGUUUUGUGCUAUACUUGGCGCUGUAUGGGGUGGUAUAGCUUAUGGUGCUGACAAUGGAAAUCCAUACGUUAUGGCUGCAUUUGCAGCCAUAUUCAUGAUACCUAUGAUGUAUCGGUUCACGCAAAGUCCCCAUCCUCGAUCCGGUAUUGUAGGUUGCAUAUCAUUUGUAGUUGUUUCACUAGGUGCAUAUACAGCUCCGAAUGAUAUCCCUGUUGUCACUGUGGCUUGGACUCGAGGAGUUGCUUUUCUGGUUGGUACCGUAUCUGCCGUUAUCGUUAAUUGGUUUCUAUGGCCAUUUGUCGCGAGGCAUGAAUUGAGGAAGGCUUUGUCGUCGAUGCUCAUUUAUUCGAGUAUAAUUUAUAGAGGUGUUGUUGCAAAAUACGUAUAUUAUGAAGACGGAGAAGAGCCAGGUGUGAAAGAUGUGCAACAAUCUGAGAUGCUGGAAGGUCGCCUGAGAGAAGGAUUCGUUAGGAUACGACAGUUAUUGGCUCUUACUCGUCAUGAAAUCCGACUUCGCGGUCCCUUUAAUCCACUUCCUUAUUCGGCAUUGAUCGAUGCCUGCGAACGAUUCUUCGAGUAUCUUGUCUCUGUACGACAGUCCUCACUCUUUUUUCAACCACAUUAUCUUUCCGAGAACGAGCAGGCAUCUGAAUCGCUACUCGCCUUUCGGCGUGAUGCAGUCGCCUGUAUCCUCAUGAACUUGUAUGUUCUAGCUGGGGCAUUGCGAGGUGAUAGGAAAGUUCCUAGAUAUCUUCCAUCCGCAGCAUCUGCUCGAAAACGUUUGCUAGACCAUAUGGCCCUACUGGAAUCCAUGAAUGUUCCUGCGACAUCUAGUAGUAUGUCCGUUAAGUCGAAACGAAGUAAAAGGAAAAGCAAGAGUAAGAAAAACAAUGAUACAAGUGAGACGGCAAAUAACUUGCCCGGAGGAAAGAAAUGGUCUCAAAUUUAUAGUUACAGCUACAGUCAGUCCCUUACAGGAUGUGUAACACAAUUAGAACAACUAUGCAGAUACACCAAGGAAAUCGUUGGUGAGCAAGGCUUCGAUCCCAUUCUUGAGGACGAAUACGAAGAUCUUACUCGCGACCGCGUGAGUGGUCACGGAUUUCUUGAUGGUCAAAUUACACCACGAACCACUAGAGGCUGA